Molecule: messenger RNA, 2705 nt
Organism: Selaginella moellendorffii
Lineage: Eukaryota; Viridiplantae; Streptophyta; Lycopodiopsida; Selaginellales; Selaginellaceae
Product: pectin acetylesterase 5
Exons: 14
Coding region: 1-1761 (586 amino acids)
Molecular function (GO): hydrolase activity
Source: RefSeq, a predicted model, not a curated record
AUGGAGAUUUACCUUGGCAUAUUUGAGCCUCUACAGUCAUCUUCAACUGUGACUUGGGGGCAAUUCUUUGAAGAGUGGGCUGAGAAGCUCGUUCAUAUUUACCAAAACCAUCGAAUUUGGGAUAGGAAGGAAUUUGAAACUUCUUGCAGCUCUGCAAUGUGGACUGGAGGAGAAUUUGAUAUUCCAAAAGAGAACAACUCUCUAGUUGUAGGAGGCAAUGGCACAAGCCACACAACCACAAGUUUUAGGUCCUAUGCAGAAGUUGACACUGAAAAUGAAGAUGAUGACUUUGACCAGGAUUUUGAUUUUAGGUUAGCUAAUGGGAGGCUUCCCUUCGAUCGAGAUGUUUCCUCCAUGCUCUUUGCGGCGUGCUCUUUUUUUUCCGCAGUCACCUGGAUUAUCUUUAGUUGGAUUGUUGAAUUCCAGCUUCUGCAUCUAGGUGGAGCGUUCAUUGCCACUGCUAUCCAGCUCAUGUACUUUGCGACUUUCUCUGAGACAAUUCGUGCUUGCUGUGUUGCAAGAGCCUGGCCGAAAACUCUGGUAUAUGAGAAGGUGUCACAAAUCCCUGAUGUUGAGCUCUCACCGGGAUAUCCAUCUUCUUUGGGUAUGAAUUCUCUUCUCUUUGCAUUCCUUGCCGUUGUAUUUGGGGCUCCAUCUCAGGUCAGCCCCACGCAACUUGACGGUGUUCUUGUGGAGAUAACUUACCUCUCAAAGGCAAAGUCAUUGGGCGCAGUCUGCUUGGAUGGAAGCGUCCCAGCUUACCAUAUUGCGCCAGGAGGAGCAAACUGGCUCAUUAGUCUGGAGGGUGGAGGGUGGUGUGAGUCCGAGCAAUCUUGUGCUGCUAGAGCUGGAACUGCUCUGGGGAGCUCGGUCAACAUGCAAGGCUUUGCAGCGUUUAGUGGUCAGCUCAGCUCCGACCCCAAAGUCAACACCGACUUCCACAACUGGACCCAUGUUUUUGUGAGGUACUGCGAUGGAGCUUCUUUCAGUGCCGAUGUAGCUGAGCCCCUCACUCUACCCUCCGGUCAGGUUUUGUAUUUUCGAGGCAAAAGGAUUUUCAAAGCUGUAAUUGAUGAGCUCAAAUCCAUGGGAUUGAGCGACGCCACCCAGGUUCUUCUGUCGGGCUGCUCAGCUGGAGGAUUAGCCACAGUGCAUCGUUGCAAUGAGUUGCAAAGCUUUCUUCCCCGAAUCAAGCUCAAAUGCCUCAGUGACGGUGGAUUCUUCCUUAAUGUAUCAGACAUCAGUGGUAACUACUCAAUGUCUAGCUUUUACAACAGUGUGGUGAAACUGCACCAGCUAGAAAAGACACUGGAUUCCUCUUGUGUUUCUUCUAGAGCUGCCACUGAGUGCUUCUUCCCACAAACAAUGAAAGCGUUUGUCCAGCCUCCACUUUUCCUGCUAAACGCCGCAUACGAUUACUGGCAACUAGAGCACGCGAAAAAGAUCCCAAGGGAUCAAUACCUCUCCUGUAUGAACUCGCCGUCAUGCCCGGCGGUGAAAAAACUCCAGGAAUUCCGGACGAGCAUGAUCGGCGCUCUUUCAGCGUCAGACUGGAACUACAAGAGCUCGCUGGGAGUUUUCUUCGACUCGUGCUUCACGCACUGCCACGCCCGUGGGGACGACAAAUGGAACAAUAUCCAAGUCAAUGGAAAGUCAGUGUCGCAAACAGUAGGAGAUUGGUACUUUGAUCGCGAUCCACCACAACUGGUAAUUGAUUGCGCAUUUCCUUGCAACCCAACAUGCAUUCCAGUCUUCGAUUGAAAAUGUAGAGUGAGUGCUCUGUUUUAGGGAUUUAGAAUUUGCUCUGCUUUUAGGGUUCUUGAGAAACUUACAUGUGCGGUGACCAGAAACCACAUGCCCCAUCACAUGGGUACAUAAAGCUGCAAAUUUAAUGCGCGAAAAAGCUCUCCUAUAACUUGUUCGCGAGAAAUUAUAGCCACAUUCUUCCUCCAAGUUUGCUUGCUUGGACGCUUUCAAUUGUUUCUCCAAGUUUCUUGAAAGAAUGAGGCUUGUGUUGUUCUUGAUCGCGAUCACAACGAUCAUACCGCGUACCAAUGGGCAAUGCACAUACAUGGUGGAAGUUUCCACUGGCGAUCGCGAAGGCGCGGGCACCGACGCCGACGUCUUCCUCCGCCUGGCCAACUCCGCCGAUCAGUCCCUCAACUUCCAGCUCCAGCGCCCCGGGAACAACUUCGAGCGCAAUGCCGUGGAUCGAUUCGUGGCCACCAACGCUUGCAUCGGCCGGAUCUGCAAGGUGGAGGUGACCCAGAACGGCAAGUACCCGAGCUCCUCGUGGUACGUCAAGGGCCUCAACGUCUCGGUGAGGCAAUCCGGGAGCAACAAGUGCGUGAGCCGCGAGAUCUUCACGAUCGAUCAGUGGGUGCGAGACCCAGUGAUGGAGCGCGCUGGGAAUGGAUUCAAGACCAAGUAUCACUGGAUGCCGGCUUCCAAUUGCGACCAUGGAGCGCUUCCCAAUCCUCGCUGCUAGAACAAAUAAAGCUCCAAUCCAGGGCCAAGCAAAGUCUUAUCCUUGUACGUAGUGGUGUCAGUGAUUGAAGGGGGAGGAAAAGAGAGAUCCCGGGGAAAAACUCCCGGAGAUCUAGUUUAUAAUAAUGUUACUUUCGUGUCAGGGGAAGUUUAUAGCGCUUUCGGAUAUGGACAAAUUUUCGUGAUCUUGACUAAGAGAAGUUCUCCAAAAGCAUAAA